AUGCGACUCCUCUGGUCGCUCUUCGUCUUCUUCUUCUUCCAUUUUCACGUACUCAAAGCUGCGCGCAUCUCAGAGUAUCGGGCGCUUCUCUCUUUCAAAGCGUCUUCCAUUACUGACGACCCUACCAAUGCUCUCUCCUCCUGGAACUCCCCCACCCCCUACUGCUCUUGGUUCGGUGUCACGUGCGACUCGCGCCGCCACGUCACCACCCUAAACCUCACCUCCUUGUCCCUCUCCGGCACCCUCUACGAUGACCUCUCCCACCUCCCUUUCCUCUCCAACCUCUCCCUCGCCGACAACAAGUUCUCCGGCCCAAUCCCCGCCUCCUUCUCCGCCCUCUCCGCCCUCCGCCACCUCAAUCUCUCAAACAACGUCUUCAACGCCACCUUCCCCUCCAACCUCGCACGCCUCGCCAACCUCCAAGUCCUUGACCUCUACAACAACAACAUGACCGGCCCCCUCCCCCUCGCCGUCGCCGCCAUGCCCCUCCUCCGCCACCUCCACCUCGGGGGCAACUUUUUCUCCGGCCAGAUCCCUUCCGAGUACAGCACCUGGCAGCACCUCGAGUACCUCGCACUCUCCGGCAACGAGCUCGCCGGAAACAUCCCGCCGGAGCUCGGAAACUUGACUGCACUUCGCGAGCUCUACAUUGGCUACUUCAACACUUACUCCGGCGGCAUCCCUCCGGAGAUUGGAAACCUGUCCCAGCUUGUCCGCUUCGACGCCGCGUAUUGCGGACUCUCCGGCGAAAUUCCGGCUGAUCUCGGAAGGCUUCAGAAUAUGGACACGCUGUUUCUUCAGGUGAAUGCGCUAUCCGGCUCCCUCACGCCUGAGCUGGGGAACCUGAAGAGCCUCAAGUCGAUGGAUCUGUCCAACAAUAUGCUCUCCGGCGAGGUUCCGGCGAGCUUUGCGGAGCUCAAGAAUCUCACUCUGCUGAACCUCUUCCGAAAUAAGCUCCACGGCGCGAUUCCCGAGUUUGUCGGAGAGUUGCCGGCACUGGAGGUGCUGCAGCUUUGGGAGAACAAUUUCACGGGAAGCAUUCCUCAGAGCUUGGGAAGAAACGGAAAACUCACUCUCGUUGAUCUUUCUUCGAACAAGUUAACGGGAAUGCUUCCUCCUGAUAUGUGUUAUGGGAAUCGUCUCCAGACUCUGAUAACUCUUGGGAAUUAUCUGUUCGGUCCAAUUCCUGAUUCUCUUGGGAAGUGUGAAUCUUUGAGUAGGAUUCGAAUGGGGGAGAACUUUCUUAAUGGUUCUAUUCCAAUUGGUCUCUUUGGGCUUCCGAAACUGACCCAGGUCGAGCUUCAGGACAAUCUUCUCACGGGGCAGUUUCCUGAGGGUGGUUCUAUUGCUAUUAAUCUUGGUCAGAUUAGUCUCUCUAAUAACAAGCUCUCUGGGCCGUUGCCACCCACCAUCGGAAAUUUCACCAGCAUGCAGAAGCUUCUUCUCGACGGUAACAAGUUCUCGGGUCAAAUCCCUCCGCAGAUAGGGAGGCUCCAACAGCUUUCCAAGAUUGAUUUUAGCCAUAACAAGUUCUCCGGACCUAUUGCUCCUGAGAUAAGUCGGUGCAAGCUUUUGACCUUCAUUGAUCUCAGCCGCAAUGAGCUCUCUGGGGAGAUUCCAAACCAGAUAACUGCCAUGCGGAUAUUGAAUUACCUCAACGUUUCAAGAAACCAUUUAGUUGGCUCCAUUCCAGGGUCCAUAGCUUCUAUGCAAAGUUUAACUUCUGUUGAUUUUUCGUACAACAAUCUCUCUGGUUUGGUUCCUGGAACCGGGCAGUUUGGCUACUUUAACUACACCUCUUUCCUAGGGAACCCUGAACUCUGUGGUCCUUAUUUGAGUCCUUGUAAAGACGGGGUUGCUAAUGGCCCUCGUCAACCUCAUGUAAAAGGCCCUCUCUCUUCUUCUUUGAAGCUUCUGUUAGUUAUAGGGUUGCUUGUGUGCUCCAUUGCAUUUGCUGUUGCAGCAAUAAUCAAAGCCCGGGCUUUGAAAAAGGCUAGUGAAGCACGUGCGUGGAAAUUAACUGCAUUCCAGCGUUUGGACUUCACUGCUGAUGAUGUUUUGGACUGUUUGAAGGAGGAUAACAUAAUAGGGAAAGGAGGUGCAGGGAUUGUGUACAAAGGGGCAAUGCCGAAUGGGGAUCAGGUUGCUGUGAAAAGGUUACCUGCCAUGAGCAGAGGAUCUUCCCAUGACCAUGGUUUCAAUGCGGAGAUUCAGACUUUGGGGAGGAUUCGACACAGACACAUUGUUAGACUGUUGGGCUUCUGUUCAAACCAUGAGACGAAUCUCUUGGUGUAUGAGUAUAUGCCUAAUGGAAGUUUAGGUGAGGUUCUUCAUGGCAAGAAAGGUGGUCAUUUGCAUUGGGACACAAGGUAUAAAAUUGCUGUGGAGGCUGCGAAGGGCCUUUGUUAUCUUCACCAUGACUGUUCCCCACUCAUUGUCCAUCGAGAUGUUAAAUCCAACAAUAUUCUUCUUGAUUCCAACUUUGAAGCACAUGUUGCUGAUUUUGGGCUCGCAAAGUUCCUGCAAGAUUCUGGAACAUCUGAAUGCAUGUCUGCAAUUGCCGGUUCGUAUGGAUACAUAGCUCCAGAGUAUGCGUACACUUUGAAAGUUGAUGAGAAAAGUGACGUGUACAGCUUUGGAGUUGUUCUUUUGGAGCUUGUAACAGGCAGGAAACCAGUAGGGGAGUUUGGAGAUGGUGUAGACAUUGUGCAAUGGGUGAGGAAAAUGACGGACUCAAACAAGGAAGGAGUUCUAAAGGUUCUUGAUCCUAGACUUCCCUCAGUUCCACUCCAUGAGGUGAUGCAUGUUUUCUAUGUAGCCAUGUUAUGUGUUGAGGAACAGGCGGUGGAACGACCAACUAUGCGUGAAGUUGUUCAAAUUCUGACCGAGCUUCCAAAGCCGCCAAUCUCAAAACAGGGAGACUUAACAAUCACGGAGUCUUCUCUGUCAUCAUCGAACAGUUUAGAGUCUCCAACCACGGCAUCUAAGGAACCUAAAGAUAAUCAACAUCCUCCCCAGUCUCCACCACCUGAUCUUCUUAGCAUUUGA
Sphenostylis stenocarpa is the source of this 3048-nucleotide messenger RNA. NCBI's taxonomy places the organism in Eukaryota, Viridiplantae, Streptophyta, Magnoliopsida, Fabales, Fabaceae. The record is from the annotation of a GenBank genome assembly.